GUACAUGUCUACGUGUAGUUGAUCCAUCAAUAAAACUGAUCCAAUCAACUAUAGCGGACGCUAUGAGCUGUUUGACGCCAUUUAUCGUUGUUACACUUCUGUGUACAUGCAUUUUCCAAAGCACAGGUGCUUUGCGAACACUACAAUGCUCGGAACAAACGGCACCUGCAGUCGCUUUCUACGCCUAUUUUUCACACAACUUUAGGGCUCUUUCAGCGAGAACAACUUUUGUAUUUGAUGCCGUUGAGACCAAUAUCGGAAAAGGAUAUAACAGACACACUGGGAUAUUCACCGCCCCAUCUUCUGGUGUGUUUGCAUUCUCGUGGACCAUACACGCCGCAGGAUUCCAUGUAGCUGGUUCCUCCGGUGGUUUUGGUGAAACAGCAGCGGUAAUAGUUCAGAAUGGAGUAACGAAGGGGUCUAUAUAUGCAGAUACUGAAAAGAAAUAUGAUGAUGCUGCUUCCACGGGUUUUGUUAUUUUGAAUGUUAAAAAGUGGGAUCGGAUACAUAUCGUUUGUCCUCAUCACGGCCAGGGAUCAUUUUUCAGUACAAAUGUACAGGGAAGAACUUCGUUUGCGGGAUAUCGUAUAGCAUAAGACUCAUCUGAAACAUCAUGAUGUUCCAAUAAAAUAAGCAUAAAUGAU
Messenger RNA from Ostrea edulis (European flat oyster), 644 nucleotides. Its product is annotated as cerebellin-2-like. The transcript has 2 exons. Gene Ontology annotation, molecular function: protein binding. The record is from RefSeq and is a predicted model, not a curated record. Bases 63 to 596 code for a protein of 177 amino acids. NCBI's taxonomy places the organism in Eukaryota, Metazoa, Mollusca, Bivalvia, Ostreida, Ostreidae.